Messenger RNA from Ostrinia nubilalis (European corn borer), 1732 nucleotides. Its product is annotated as peptidoglycan-recognition protein LB-like. The record is from RefSeq and is a predicted model, not a curated record. Gene Ontology annotation, molecular function: N-acetylmuramoyl-L-alanine amidase activity; zinc ion binding. The transcript is spliced from 5 exons. Lineage: Eukaryota; Metazoa; Arthropoda; Insecta; Lepidoptera; Crambidae. Gene Ontology annotation, biological process: peptidoglycan catabolic process. Bases 216 to 911 code for a protein of 231 amino acids.
AGUAGUAAGUAAAAACUGAGCGUUGAGUGGCGUCCGGCAACAAAAGGCGUCCGAACUUUGGUGCUAGCGUGUGAAAAGUGGACGAUACUUGCAUUGACUUCAGAUAAUUGUGCAGUGUAUUACCUAAAUCCAAAUACAAGCUUGAAAGUUUUUUGAGGAGAAAUAAUUACAUAGAGGCUACUAGAUUUUUGAAACGUGGACAACAUACUGUAGAUAUGUUUUUGGUUCUCCUGAUUUCGCUCGUAAAUUUCGUUGGAGAUAUAAUGGGACACCCCACUACGAUUACAGAUACGUCAUCAGAAAAUGAAGUGCACACAUACAACUUUCCUUUCGUGACCCGAUCGGAGUGGCAUGCGCGGAAGCCGAAGAUGACCUUACCUCUGCACACACCAGUGCCAUAUGUGGUCAUCCACCACUCCUAUACCCCACCAGCUUGCAGAAGCAUUGAAGAAUGCGAGAAUGCUAUGAGAGUCAUGCAGAGCAUGCAUAUGGACGGCAGGGGGUGGUGGGAUAUUGGAUACAAUUUUGCAGUAGGCAGCGAAGGGUCAGCGUACGAGGGCCGCGGCUGGAGCACACUGGGUGCGCACGCGCUUCACUUUAACAGCGUUAGCAUCGGCAUCUGUCUUAUAGGGGACUGGCGAAAUGAACUUCCCCCAGAAGACCAACUCAAAACCGCCAAGGCUUUGAUCGCUGCAGGUGUCGACCUCGGCUACAUCAGCCCCACCUACAAACUGCUCGGCCACAGACAAGUGAGGGACACCGAGUGCCCUGGAGAUGCCCUGUAUAAAGAGAUCCAGGGCUGGGCCCACUACUCCCCGUACCCUGGUUCAGCCACCGACCUGUUAAAUCUCCCCGAGAUUCCAGAAAAAGUUAAGGACGUUAUGAGAGGUAACUCUACGUAUGAUGAUUAGACAUGAUGUAGGAGUAGAAAGAAUUGGUAUGAAACUUAUUGAAAGUUAUUGCUGAAACUAGAAGAUUUUAAGAAGUGGAAGUUACGGGUCGGUACUAUUGAUUAUUUAUCUAUUAUUUUAGAAUACAUUAUUAUUUAUGAACAAGUCUGCUGUAGAAAGUUAUCAGAGAAAGGACUCUCUACCCAGUAACUCGUAGACAUUACCAAAAACCGGUAAGUAGGUAGCGCUCGUGUGCAGCCUUACAAAGAGUGAUUUGACUUCCGUUUCCGAAAUAGAUCUAAGAGUUAGUUCUAGAUAAAAUUUUCUUAACGCAAAUAAAAUAGAAUCAUGAUUUCACGUAACGGAUUUCUACUAAACUGUGAUGCUAUUGUCAACAAUUAUCUUGCCCUGAAAAUUCGUUAUUUUCAAAUGCUCGCGUAGUUUAAUUUUUAGUUGAAUUAAGUAAUUUUAUUAGCAAUAAUUGUAUUUAAAUAUAAAAAAUAUUCUUACCCACAAAUAAACAGUAAGGUUCCUAAAUAAAUAAGUAGAUAAUGAAUUAUAGAGAAUCUAGUUUAAUUCAAUUGUAAAACAUUUUAACAAAUAUAAAAUGUAUGUGGUUGCUAUAAUUUUCAUUAAUUUGAUUUUAAUAUUAUUUAUUUAAUAACUAAAAUUAUAUACAAAUGGAAUUAACUGCAUGCGAUUUCUAUUUUCAUUUGUUAUAAGUGUAUAAUUUAUUAAAUGUGUUCAAUCAUCGGAAUGUACAUAAACGCAUAUAAUAUACAUAGAGUCUGUAUUUAUGUAGAUGUCGAGUAAGUAUUGGUGAAGUUUUUUAUUUAGUUCAU